AUGGCCAAGUUCAAGAAGAAAGUCUCUACCAUUACUCGUGAAAAUGAAUCACAGAUUAAGACAGAUAAGUUGGCAGCUAACCGUUUAGCCUACAAGUCAAAGAACUAUCUGAACGCAAAUGACAACAAGAAGAAGAAAAAUACAACUGGCAAGGUUACCAAGGUGAACCCCCUGCUACCUAAGAAGAAAAAACCAAGAGUGUACACAGAAAAAGAGCUGGGAAUUCCCAAGCUUAACAAGUCGAUAGACCCUGAAGGUGUGAAGCGAUCGCGCGGAAAGAAGGGCAAGAUCUUUGCGGACAAGGAUGCCAUGAUGCGCAUUCUGUACAGUGUGACUGAGCAGGUUGAUAACCGCAAUGCAUCUAAGCUGGAAAAGGCGCGCCAGCUCGAGGCUAUUCGCGAAACUAAGCGCAAGGAAAUUGAGGCCAAGGAGAAGCAAAAGUCCGACAAGCUGGAGCAAAAGAAGAAGGAACUUAAAAGCAAAAAGAGCGGUGGAAAUAACGACAAUACUGAUACCAAAAACAGAAAGCAAAAGAAUACCAGAAAUGCUUCGUCCUCUGAGCCUGCUAAAAAGAAAAAGGUUGCAUUUGCUUAA
Messenger RNA from Magnusiomyces paraingens, 594 nucleotides. RefSeq lists its product as uncharacterized. The record is from RefSeq and is a predicted model, not a curated record. Gene Ontology annotation, biological process: intracellular mRNA localization; ribosomal large subunit biogenesis. Bases 1 to 594 code for a protein of 197 amino acids. Gene Ontology annotation, cellular component: nucleolus; preribosome, large subunit precursor. Gene Ontology annotation, molecular function: mRNA binding. NCBI's taxonomy places the organism in Eukaryota, Fungi, Ascomycota, Dipodascomycetes, Dipodascales, Dipodascaceae. The transcript is spliced from 2 exons.